AUGGCUCCAACAUCUGCGGGCCUUUUUUUUGUCCUCAGAUUAAAUAAAUUCCCAAAUAAUUUUUAUUUAAAAAUUUUUAUUUUUCUUCUUGCCUUAUUUACUACUUUAAAUUGUUCUGUAAAUGUUGCAAAAUUUAAUGCUCGUCUUUCAGUAUUUAGCAGUGAUUUUGAAACAUUACAACAAAGGCAUAAAAGAGCAACAACAGAAUCUUUACUGACAGUAGAAUGGGAAGGGAUUCAAAGUGGUGACCAUCCAGAUUCUUCUAUUAGAGGUUUUAUUGUUGAAUAUAAAGCUGAAGGUGAAAAUCAAUGGAAUGUGCAUUCUGGGAUUAUACCUUACAAAGGACCUAAUCAUCAAUACAGAAUACCCAAAUUACCAACAGGAAUAUCAUACUUUGUUCGCAUAAAAGUUUUGGGUUCUAAAGGAGAAGUUUUGGUUGAAACGCCAGAAAUUCGUGCCAAAAACGAAAUUGUUUCGAUACAUUGUGAACCUGAAGAGAUUACUUCUCCAAACAAUAUUAAAAUUAAAGAACAAUCAAAAUUCAGUAUAGCAAUUACUUGGCAGCCCCCAGAGUGUGGUUCUAUUGGGGAGUAUCAACUAGAAUUGAAAGGAUUGAAUUUACAAAGUUUUGAUGUUCAUAGACAAACAGUUUCGCAACCACAAGCAUCGAUUAGUGGAUUGAUUUCUGGAACUGAAUAUUCUUUGAGGAUUAGAGCUAUUGAUAGGGCGAGGAUUGUUGGACCGUGGAGUGAGGAGCUAAUAACUGUGAGUACAAAAGGAGAAUUACCAGAACAAUUAUCUAACGCACAAUUAGAAUAUAUUAGCGAUAAAGAAGUUAGAAUAAGUUGGACACCUCUAGACCAUCCAAGAUUACAACAUUAUGAGGUAAACAAACAUAUAAAAGACUUGAACAUGUUUUGA
This is a messenger RNA of Meloidogyne enterolobii, 921 nucleotides long. NCBI's taxonomy places the organism in Eukaryota, Metazoa, Nematoda, Chromadorea, Rhabditida, Meloidogynidae. The record is from the annotation of a GenBank genome assembly.